This is a messenger RNA of Rotaria sp. Silwood2, 468 nucleotides long. The record is from the annotation of a GenBank genome assembly. Lineage: Eukaryota; Metazoa; Rotifera; Eurotatoria; Philodinida; Philodinidae.
AUGUCUUUUAAUCGUCGUGGUCGAGAUUCACCAGAAACAGACAUAAACAUAUUAUUAUUAGGUCAAACUGGUGUUGGUAAGACAACAUUUAUUAAUGCAUUUCUUAAUUGUCUUUUUUAUAAUACACUUGAUGAUGCAUUAAAAAGUGAAUUAAAAGUCUUAAUCCCUUCUGCAUUUGCAGUAACAGACAGUGAAACAUUUCAAAGUACAAAAAUUCUUGUUGGAACUCCAAAUGAUAAUGAAAAUUGUGAAACUGAUGGACAAUCAUCAACUCAAUUAUGUCGAAGUUAUAUAUUUCCAAUAGGAAAUCGAUCAAUACGUUUAAUUGAUGGACCAGGUGUUGGUGAUACUCGAGGUGUUGAUCAUGAGGCAAGAAAUUUUGAACAUAUUCUUAGUUAUAUAAAGGAAAUAACUGACAUAUCGAAGGGUAGACUUGAACCACAUUGUUCAAAAUGUUUUGCACUUUAA